AUGGAAGACACCAUCCACUGCAUGUCCAAAUGUGGGCCCGAAUUUCAGGAAGAAGCUUCACCUUAUCUGUCUUUCUCCAAGCGGGACUGGGGCAGGCGGCUGGCGGGACUCGAGACACAACGGGCCGGGGCCCGAUCAUUGUUGCGACGCGCAGAGCCGGGGUGGGGUCUAAGCCGGAACACGCAGGGGCCGGGGCGGGGCCUGACCGUCCCAGAAAACCACGGGCUAUGUGGUGCAUCUCCCGCCGAAACAGUGCAGUGCGUCCGCCGCACCGCUAGGGGCCAGUGCGGCGGACUGAGGAGCCCGAGCCAGAGACAGAGCGAGACACCAAGCCGUGCGGAGCGAGGAAGCGGAAUAUCCCGGAGCCCCGCAUCAACAUACCCUACACACUGGAUGGAGCUGAUCCUGAGUACCAGCCCAGCUGAGCCAACCCUGGAUCCUGCACACCAGCCAGAGAAGACCCCAGCCCCCAACCUGACUGAGUUGACCCUGGAGCCUGUGCACUGUCGACCUGAGCUUCUGGACGCUUGUGCUGACCUCAUCAAUGAGCAGUGGCCCCGCAGCCGCGCCUCCCGCCUACACUCCCUGGGCCAGUCCUCAGAUGCCUUCCCCCUUUGCCUGAUGCUGCUGAGCCCCCGCCCCACACCUGAAGCAGCCCCCGUUGUAGUGGGCCAUGCCCGCCUGUCACGGGUGCUGGACCAGCCCCAGAGCCUCUUAGUGGAGACAGUGGUGGUGGCCCGGGCCAUGAGGGGCCAUGGCUUUGGCCGCCGCCUUAUGGAGGGCCUGGAGGUUUUUGCUCGGGCCCGAGGCUUCCGCCAGCUGCACCUAUCCACGCAUGACCAACUGCACUUCUAUGCCCACCUGGGCUACCAGCUGGGCGAGCCUGUGCAAGGCCUGGUCUUCACCAGCCGACAGCUGCCUGCCACCUUCCUCAGUGCCUUCUCCAGGACACCCUCCCCCCGGCCACCCUGCAAGGCCUCCAACCUGAUUGCCCAAGUUGCUCCAAGGGGCCCCCAGGGGUCCACAUUGCCACCACCCCCUCCCCUGCCUGAGCUCUUGACUACCUCACCCCUACCUCCAGCAGGGCCCCUUUCACAAAGCCUGAUGGAGACACAAUACCAAGACCUAAGGGGAUGCCCCAUAUUCUGGAUGGAGAAAGACAUCUGAGGGCCACCCAGGGCAAGGCACUCUUUCUGGGUCACUGGACUGCCCUGGACAGUACCCGCCUCAGCCCACUGGCCAUACCUCAACCCCUAGCCCCUGAGGGGCAGCUGUAGCCUGGGCAUGUUUCCUGGCUACCAGUGGGGUCAGGAGAUGGCUCCAUAGCUCUGGUUCAGAGCAAUCAAUGUGGCUGAAUAAAAGCUUCCCGUGGGUGUGG
Molecule: messenger RNA, 1378 nt
Organism: Cynocephalus volans (Philippine flying lemur)
Lineage: Eukaryota; Metazoa; Chordata; Mammalia; Dermoptera; Cynocephalidae
Gene: NAA80
Product: N-alpha-acetyltransferase 80, NatH catalytic subunit
Exons: 4
Coding region: 1-1167 (388 amino acids)
Biological process (GO): protein acetylation
Cellular component (GO): cytoplasm
Molecular function (GO): N-acetyltransferase activity; acetyl-CoA binding
Source: RefSeq, a predicted model, not a curated record